AUGAGCGACAGAGGCAUUCUAAGAAAGUACAAGAUCGUCUUUUUGGGCGACCAGAGCGUCGGCAAGACGUCAUUGAUCACCAGGUUCAUGUAUGACACCUUCGAUGAGCAGUAUGCGGCCACCAUAGGCAUAGAUUUCCUCCUGAAGACGAUGUAUUUGGAGGACAACAAGACCGUACGGUUGCAGUUGUGGGACACGGCGGGCCAGGAGCGGUUCCGGUCGUUGAUUCCAUCGUAUAUACGUGAUUCCCACGUUGCCGUAGUGUGCUACGAUAUCACCAACAAAAAAUCGUUCAGUUCGUUGGAGAAGUGGGUCAGCGACGUGCGCAUGGAGCGUGGCGACGACGUGAUUGUGGUGAUUGUGGGCAACAAGUCGGACUUGAGCUCCAAGCGCCAGGUUAGCGUGGAGGAGGCCGAGGAGUUCUGCAAGCAGAUUGGCGGCAAGUUUCUCAUUGAGACGUCGACGAAGGCCAACCACAACGUGAAGCUCCUAUUCAAGAAAAUCGCUCUGUGCUUGCCGGAGUUCAGCGAGAGCGGCGACCAGCAGCAGCAGGCUGAGACAGUGGACCACAAGCAGACCGUCCACGCCUACGAAAACUACAUCAAGAAGCGCUCCGAGGGCAAGGACGCGCCAUCCCAGCAACUGAACCCUCCCAUCCAGCCCCACAACCAAAACCACUCCCACCUGUCCGUGGCCCAGGGCCUCUACUCCACGCCCCACUUGGCCCACCCGCUGCCACGAACGCCUGCGUGGCCUUCCCCUGCUGAACCGCCGCUUCGGACCGCUCCUCCGGCUGCUACGUUUGCCCAGGCCGGCAGUCUAAACGUGCCUCCGUCUGGCUGGAAUCUCCCUGCGCCGGGCUCCUCCAGAUUCGCCUACCUUACGCCCAUGAUGGUCAGCCCGCUCUCGCCCUUGUUCCACCAGCUGUUUAACCAGGUGGCGGGAAAGAACAAGCUGACGGGCACCGCCUCGUCGCUGUCCCUGGAUGCACAGCUGGAAACACAGCUGCUUCUGCCUCCGGCUCUACCGCCUGUUCGGCUCAAGGGGCUGUGGUUGAAGGACGUGUUGAACAAGGACGAGAAGCCCUCGCGGGUCGCCAUCAACAGCUUGAUAGAGGAGGAGAAGUGA
This is a messenger RNA of Candidozyma duobushaemuli, 1128 nucleotides long. Its product is annotated as Rab family GTPase. Lineage: Eukaryota; Fungi; Ascomycota; Pichiomycetes; Serinales; Metschnikowiaceae. Gene Ontology annotation, molecular function: GTP binding; GTPase activity. The record is from RefSeq and is a predicted model, not a curated record. The coding region runs from base 1 to 1128 and encodes 375 amino acids. The transcript has 4 exons.